AUGAAGUCCAUCUUCAGCGGAAUCCAGAAGCUUGUUUCGAGCCAGUCGCCAGAACCUGUUGCGUCUCCACCGGAACAGCAGAUUCCGACGGAAAUGCAGUCUCCGACGGACGAAGAGCAGGUCCUCAGUCCGCAGGAAGCCGAGUCGAUGGAACAGCAGGUCCCGUAUUCAGUCACUCUUCCUGAUUCAGAGGCUCAGGAUCUAGAGAAGCCUGAAUCUCCCAAAUCGCCAACGGCUGUUGAUGACGAUUGCGAUUCCUACGUAAACCCUCAUAGAUCCCAACCGGCUGAGCGAAAUGAACCAAAUCGGGUUCUGGAAAUUGAAGAACUUUCUGAUGGUUCUGAUUCGGUUCAAGUAACCGGAACCACUAGGCCGUCUGUCUCGUCUCGAGUAGUGAAGCGCAAGCAGUCAGCCGCGAUGCCUUCUGAGCAGAAGAAGCGGCGUCAAACGACUCGAGGAAAAGGAGUGGCUGUGAAAGGCGAACUGUCUUUGGAAUUUGAUCAACCCCGGUUUGGAUCUGCUGUUGCUUUUCAGAGGUAUGGUUCUUUUACUUCUCGGAAAUUGCAUGCCGAGGUGAACACCACUUUUGGAGAGAUUGAUGAGGUUAGGGAACUGAUAGAUGCUGCGGGUCUGCUUAGAACUGUAUCUGCGAGUAAGCCUUUUGAUCCCCAAGUUGUGUAUGAAUUUUGGGCGAAUCUGCCAACUGUUGAGCCAGAGACAGAUUCAGCAGAAGUUUUAGUUCGAAAUUGGGUGUAUGAGUUUAGUCCUGACAGGAUUAAUGCGUUGUUUGGACUGCCAGCUGUGGAUGAACGCACAGAACAACGGCAUAUGGCUGAAGUGAUUACCUCAGACAUAGCUCUGUUUGUAUCUGGUGGCAAGGCCAAGGUCUUUAAGCAAUUUCAACUGUCCAAGGUUGAAAACAACAACAUCAAGGAUCUUCUCAAGAUCUGUUGUACGAAUUGGCUGCCUACUACCAAUGAUGGAUAUGUCACUCCGGACAGAGCCAAACUCGUCUACAAGGUGAUGCAUCAGAAACCGUUUGAUUUUGGGAGGAUGGUUUCAAGCUGA
Molecule: messenger RNA, 1068 nt
Organism: Capsella rubella
Lineage: Eukaryota; Viridiplantae; Streptophyta; Magnoliopsida; Brassicales; Brassicaceae
Exons: 1
Coding region: 1-1068 (355 amino acids)
Source: RefSeq, a predicted model, not a curated record